AUGGCUGCAGUUGGAACUCGGUUCUCGUACUACAAUGAUCCAGCCGCUGUCGGGAGCACGGCCUAUGUAAAUGAAGCCGAGAUUCCGCUACACGUCAUGGAUCUUCUCAACCUUUACAUGAAAGAUAUCGAUAGCGCAGUUGUUAUCACAGAAAGAGACAUCUGUCAAUUUCUGAAUGACGCCCUUCGUCGCUACUAUACACCUGAAGGAUGGAGUUCAGGCAGUCAGGUCAAUGAAAAGAUGGACUGCGAGGAUGGAAUGAACGAGGCAGGUGUGAGUGGACUCACAGCUCAAUCGGGACACGAAUCCUUGGACAGUUCCUCCGCAAAUCCUACAUCA
Molecule: messenger RNA, 339 nt
Organism: Haemonchus placei
Lineage: Eukaryota; Metazoa; Nematoda; Chromadorea; Rhabditida; Trichostrongylidae
Source: the annotation of a GenBank genome assembly